CCUCCAUCUUUCUUGUGCGAACUUUCGGUGAAUUAACACGCGGUGCGAAGGCACGAAUAAAAAUAUCGAAAAAUGGGUCGUAUGCACGCUCCUGGCAAGGGUAUUUCCCAAUCCGCGCUCCCGUAUCGUCGUUCCGUGCCGUCGUGGCUGAAGUUGAACGCCGAAGAUGUGAAGGAGCAGAUCAAGAAGCUCGGCAAAAAGGGCAUGACUCCGUCGCAGAUCGGCAUCAUUCUGCGGGACUCCCAUGGUGUGGCUCAAGUGCGCUUCGUCAAUGGCAACAAGGUGCUGCGUAUUAUGAAGGCGGUCGGCCUCAAGCCUGACAUUCCGGAGGAUCUGUACUUCCUGAUCAAGAAGGCCGUGGCCAUCCGCAAGCAUUUGGAGCGCAACCGCAAGGACAUCGACAGCAAGUUCCGUCUGAUUUUGAUCGAGUCGCGCAUCCACCGUCUGGCCCGCUACUACAAGAUCAAGGCAGUGCUGCCCCCGAACUGGAAGUACGAAUCGAGCACUGCUUCCGCUUUGGUUGCCUAAGAAGGAAAGUGGUGUACAGUUCUGUGACCUGGUGAACGAGUUGGUCUAUCUUCAACAUCGGAAGUGAAAUGUUGGAAAUACAAUAAUACAUAAACAGCUGGUGUCUGGAUGGUGCCAGGUUCUCUACACAA
This is a messenger RNA of Anopheles coustani, 659 nucleotides long. It is a transcript of the gene RpS13, whose product is annotated as small ribosomal subunit protein uS15. Gene Ontology annotation, molecular function: structural constituent of ribosome; small ribosomal subunit rRNA binding. The record is from RefSeq and is a predicted model, not a curated record. NCBI's taxonomy places the organism in Eukaryota, Metazoa, Arthropoda, Insecta, Diptera, Culicidae. Gene Ontology annotation, cellular component: nucleolus; ribosome; cytosolic small ribosomal subunit. The transcript has 2 exons. Gene Ontology annotation, biological process: translation. Bases 73 to 528 code for a protein of 151 amino acids.